AUGAGCGACAGCGAAGACAUAGGCGAUGAGAUCGACAACGUUAUCAUGAACAUAGGAAGCUAUACACUCGACGAGCUCAAACUGAUUACCGACGAGUUCGACGAACGACUGGAGGCCCAAAGGCAGCGCCUGGAUGUCCAGCUCGCUGCAGACGCCGAAUACUUGAAGAGUACGACGGCGCAGCUGUCUGCCAUGGGCGCUGGCUUUCAGCAGCCACGUACCGAGCCCUUGGUGCCAGCGGAUCUUGGGCCUAUUGUCAAGCCACGUCGCAUUGGCCGCCAUCGCUCCAAGAAGAGGUCAAAGAAGGGACCUACCUCUGUCGUUUCUGCAGGCAUGGAUGGCCGGAAGUACAUCGGUCUGAACAAGUGGGUAGCCCUGCAAGACGGCAAGUUCAAGAGCAACAUCUCAGCUCCUGUCUCCAGCGUCCCUAUCGGCCGUGACAACGGCCAGAUCGUCUACCUGCCCCUCCUCCACCAGGCUGCCAGCAGCGUCCGCCUCCGUAUUGUGGACCACGACGAGAACAUUACUCCCGGCUCAGCCAAGAUCGCGGUAAUUGAUGACAAGACGAACACCCAGCUCUACCAGAUGAAACGCUCUGACUUCGAUGACAAGACCAAGGACCUCGGGACUCCCAAGGAGCAAUGGGAUGACUCGUGCAGAGUGCUGCGCAGACUCCUGUUCAAGGCCCGUUACACAUUCCUUUGA
Apiotrichum porosum is the source of this 705-nucleotide messenger RNA. RefSeq lists its product as uncharacterized. Bases 1 to 705 code for a protein of 234 amino acids. The transcript has 3 exons. The record is from RefSeq and is a predicted model, not a curated record. NCBI's taxonomy places the organism in Eukaryota, Fungi, Basidiomycota, Tremellomycetes, Trichosporonales, Trichosporonaceae.